AUGCAUAUCAAUGACUUUGUGUUUAAUAUCUUUUUUCUAAACUUAGUUCAAUAUGUUGCCGAAGCUGCAGAUGGUAAGUUAAGCGAUUCCUGUUUAAAUCGAGUGGCAUCAUGCGAAACCAACAGUGGUACCAAUCGGGUCCUUUGCGGCACAGACGGACGUACUUACACUUCAAAAUGUCAUGUUUUGAAGGCCCAAUGUAACGGGGACCCGGUCGCUGUAGCGCAUCGAGGACCAUGCACUGAUGGCCAGUCGUCUUGCCUCACCGUAUUGCGUUACGCGUUGAACGCGCAAAGUGGACGCAGAGCGGCCUUCGUCCCCAAGUGCCGAGCUGAUGGAACAUAUGCGGCAGUGCAGUGUGCUGCUGCUGGUGCUGCAGCUGGCUGCUGGUGUGUAACGCCAGAGGGAAAACCACUCCCCGAUACCGCUGUUAGGAAUGGCAGGCCCGAUUGUACUAGACCCGGUAAAUCACAAACGCGACGCCGCGCCUCCGUUCGAGGUCAACGGAAUAAGAGAAGCUGCACGCGAGCUGAUCGGUCUCAAUUCAACGGGAACCUUAUAAAGAUAUUCAGUGGAGAAUUCGAGAGGGCACGAUCCGAUCGUGUUGGGGACGCUUCCGACCCACGAGCCGUCGCUGAUUGGAAAUUUAAGGAACUGGAUAGAGAUAGAAGCGGCACCUUGCAGAAGUCAGAAUAUCGGGGACUGAGAAGGCUCAUCAAGAAGGUGGUGAAACCGAAGAGAUGCGCACGCGCUUGGGCCCGUGGUUGCGAUGGUGAUGGGGAUGGGGAAAUUGCUCGUGCUGAAUGGGCCGGUUGUCUCCUAACAAUGCCGGAACCACCAGCUCCGGACUACGACGACAGCGGCCCAGAGACUGAGCCAGAUUAUGAAGAGGAACCGCCUCCGGAUCCAAGUGCAGUGUUACCAGGAAUAAUGCGAAACUCCUUCGCGCCAGAAGGCUCUGUCACACGAGAAGACGAAGCGAACGACUGUUUAACUGACCGACAGGCUGUGUUAGAUGAACAGAAAGCGGGUAGUGCUGUAUUAUACGUGCCGGAAUGUAUGGGCGACGGUAGAUACGCGAGGGCGCAGUGCUAUAGAUCUACCGGGUACUGUUGGUGCGUGCACCAGGACACUGGAAAGCCGAUACCCGGCUCCUCGGUGAAGGACCGGAAGCCGGAUUGCGAUUCCGCGCCUCAACACGCCAGCCCUAUGCGAGGUUGUCCCGAGCCAAUGAAAUCGACCUUUCUGCGAGAUUUGAUGAGCUUCUUCAUAUCGAAAAUGACGACUUCGAUUAAUGGAACUGGUCCUGGGGAGAUGGUAAAAUGGGGUGCUUCCAAGGAAGAACAGGCAGCUACGUGGACCUAUGUAAUGUUAGACAAGGACAAGAACAAAGCUCUGGAGAGGCGUGAAUGGAAAUCGUUCCAUCAGUUGAUAUCAUCUGUGGACCAGCUGAGGAGGUGUGGCCGCAAACUGCCGCGAUACUGUGACGUUAAUCAUGACGCAAAAAUCAGUAUUACCGAAUGGAUGGCCUGUCUUGAGGUGUUGCAGGCUUCACGUGGAUCGACUACUGAAGCUCCAAAAGUACCAUCGAAUCCGAGGAGAAAAGGACCAAAUCCACUAGAGUCGAUCCUCAAAGCAGAUGACUGA
Messenger RNA from Leptosia nina, 1647 nucleotides. NCBI's taxonomy places the organism in Eukaryota, Metazoa, Arthropoda, Insecta, Lepidoptera, Pieridae. The record is from the annotation of a GenBank genome assembly.